UUCUUUCCCAAGAAGAGGCGUCACACAGAACUCUGCUUCCUCUCUUGGUUCCGCACCGCGAAGGAGUCCUUGGACAUGAUGCUGUCCCCAGGUGAGAAAUAUCGUGUCACCUGGUACAUAUCCUGGAGUCCUUGCUUCGCAUGUGUGGAUGAGGUGGUUAAGUUCCUGAGGGAGCACACGAACGUAGAGCUGAUCAUCUUCGCUGCCCGCCUCUACCACUCCGAUAUUUUGCAAUACCGGCACGGUCUGCGCAAACUGCAUGAUGCCGGCGUCCAUGUGGCCAUCAUGUCCUAUUAUGAGUUUAAGCACUGCUUGAACAACUUCGUGUUCCACCAGGGAAGAUCCUUCUGCCCCUGGAAUGACUUGAAUAAAAACAGCAAAAAUCUCUCUAACACGCUGGAGGACAUUCUCCGGAAUCAGGAAGACUGAAGGAUGGACCGCAAUCUCGCUAAAGAAAGCAGAAGACCUCUGUGGAACAGCAGAACAAAACACUUUUUUAAAGAAAGGGAACUUGCCAUUCACCAACACGUCCCAUUGAUCAAAACAUCCCAGCAAAAUGCAAUGAGUUCAUAAGAAAUUAUUAUUUUUUUUAAUCUGAUAGACUUACUUUUCAAAAAUCUGUUAUGUUCAAAAUCUAAAUAUUAGCAAGUUUUUCUACUCAAUAGCAUCAGAAUAGGUUUUGAGUUUUAGAGAAAUAUAUAUUUUGAUAGAUUUAAUCCAAAUGCAAUCAAAUGAAAGACUAAGGUUCUUCCCUACCAAAAUUUUUCCUCUAUAGAUGUAUCAUGAAGUCCAAAUAGUUCAAUAAACACUUGCGAAUGUGCAAA
This is a messenger RNA of Pteropus alecto (black flying fox), 824 nucleotides long. RefSeq names its product DNA dC->dU-editing enzyme APOBEC-3C-like. Lineage: Eukaryota; Metazoa; Chordata; Mammalia; Chiroptera; Pteropodidae. The record is from RefSeq and is a predicted model, not a curated record. Gene Ontology annotation, biological process: cytidine to uridine editing; negative regulation of single stranded viral RNA replication via double stranded DNA intermediate; defense response to virus. Gene Ontology annotation, molecular function: cytidine deaminase activity; RNA binding. Gene Ontology annotation, cellular component: cytoplasm; nucleus; P-body.